AUGCCUAUUUCGAAGUCUCUUUCGAAAAUUCAGAAGAAUAUCAAGGGUGAUGGGAAAAAGCAUACAAUUCAUCCUAAAGGUCGCAAAUUUCAUCAGUUGACGAGAGCAACAUUGAGAGAAGACAAAAUUGCUGCGAAAAAGCGGGCUCAUAAUGAAAAAAGAUCAAAUGAACUUGCACGGGUUAAAUUCGUUCAGGAUGUUACAAAUUCUGAAGCAUUUAAGGAUAAAAAAGUAUUUGACUUCGAUGAAAUUGUAAUUUUCCUCAAGCAGUUUAUAGCUCGUGAUGAUGAGGAGCUGGAAGAAUUGAAACAAAAGCGGAGAUCCAACAGACCUCCCAGCAACAGACAGCUUAUUUUGCAGCAGAAAAGAGAUCUUGAAGAAAAGGAGCUAAGGUCGGGCUUUCUAGUACCAGAUCUAACAGACGCUGAGAAUGUCACUUUUCUAAGAAACUGGAAUCAAACUUUUGGUUCCCUGAGUACCUUAAAGUUGAUUCGAGUAAAUGAUAAUGGUCAAAAGGUUGUGGGCGGAAGCAAGUCUACGGCUUCUAAGGUGGAUGUUAAUAUGAACUAG
Molecule: messenger RNA, 570 nt
Organism: Lachancea fermentati
Lineage: Eukaryota; Fungi; Ascomycota; Saccharomycetes; Saccharomycetales; Saccharomycetaceae
Source: the annotation of a GenBank genome assembly